Molecule: messenger RNA, 8159 nt
Organism: Schistocerca serialis cubense
Lineage: Eukaryota; Metazoa; Arthropoda; Insecta; Orthoptera; Acrididae
Exons: 13
Coding region: 1-3987 (1328 amino acids)
Source: RefSeq, a predicted model, not a curated record
AUGUCUGGGCUUCAGCUGGUCAGAGAUAAACAACUGGGGCGUGAGGAUGCGCAGCAGCAGCAGCAACAGGGAGCGCAGGCGGCGCCGCCUCCCGAGGGCGCGGGCCCCCCGCCGCCGCCGCUGCCGCCGCCGCCCCCGCCGCCCCCGGCCAGCCCCGGCGCCGGCGCCGACCCCGGCGCGGACGAGGAGCGCGACCCGGUGUGGCGCGCGGCGCGCUUCCUGCGCGCCUACUACCGCGAGCUGGCGGCGCGGGAGCCGUCGCGGGCGCCGCCGCCCCCGUGGGCGCCGCAGCUGCCGGCGGGCGCGCUGCACGCCGCCGCCUUCGAGCCCGCGCUGCAGCUGGCGCCGCUGCGGCCCGGAGAGCCAGAGCCGCGAGACCGCAUCCGCGCCGACCAGCUGCUCGCGCCGCUCAGGACGAGCGACGGCUCGGUGCUGGAGGCGCCGCGGCGGGUGCUGGUGGAGGGCGCGCCGGGCUCGGGCAAGACGGCGCUGGCGCUGCGGCUGCUGCACGGCUGGGCGGCGGGCGGCGGCGGCGGCGGCGGCGGCGAGGCGUGGCCGUGGGCGGCGGGCGUGCGCCUCGCGCUGCUCGUGCCGCUGCGGGCGCUGCGCGGCGCCGCCCCCGCGGGGGCGGGAGGGCCCGCCGGCGGCGGUCCCGGCUGCUCGCUGGCCCACUUCCUCACCAGGGAGCUGCUGCCCAAGGCGGUGGCGGCGCCCUCGCUGUGGAAGAGCCUGCCCCAGCUGGAGGAGCGGCUCCUGGUCGUGGUGGACGGCGGCGAGGGCGACGCCGAGGGCGACGGCGACGCGGCCGACCUGCUGUCGGGGCGGCUGCUGCCCGACUGCCGGCUGCUGGUGACGGCGCGCCCCGGCCGCGCCGGCCCCCACCUGCUGCAGCGCCUGCAGCGCCGCGUCGCGCUGCGCGGCCUCGACUGGCCGCAAGUCGAGCGCCUCGUCGUCGCCUACUUCGGCGCCAGCAAGAAGCCAGAGUGCGCCAGCAGGUUCCUCGAGGUCGUCGGUGGCAGUCACCAGGUGCUGCGCCCCCUGGCGUCGUGGCCGCUGGGCUGGCUGCUGCUGUGCGUGCUGUUUGAGGAGGAGGGAGGCCGGCUCCCGGCCGACUCCCUCGAGGUGCACCACGCCCUCUUCAAGUGCAUCGUGCGCCGCAGCCUGCACAGCAGAGGCGUCGAGCUGCCACCUGGCUCCGACCUGCCGGGCCACUGCAAGAAGCUGCUUGCAGAGUUCGGCAAGCUAGCACUUUCUUGCAUCAAGGAGGACCGCUACACUUACACCGAUGCUGAGAUACGUGCGCACUGCCACGGGCUCGAGGUGCUGGAGAUGGGGUUCCUGCGGCGCGGCAUGACGCUGGGCCAGCGCCCCGACCACUACACGCCGCUGGCGCGCAGCCUGGCCGACUUCCUGGCCGCCUACUACCUGUCGUCCGUCGUGCACUACGCCAACAUCCUGCGGCGCGAGCUGGACGAGCUGCCCGGCCUGGCCGCCUCCGCUCCCGCCGCCCCCGCCACCCCCGCGGCUGCCACCGACUCGCCCACCGUGGUCGUCGUGCGCUUCCUCGUCGGGCUGCUGGGCCGCAAGGCGCACCUCGUCUUCAACCAACUCUGCCCGCUCGACUUCCCCACCAGGACACUCUUCAGUCUGCUCCAGGCGGCGGGCCCCAGCGAGGCGAACGUGGCGGCGGUGUGCCGGCUGGUGGGCGCCGCCGGGGCGCGCGCCUGCCCCCCGGGCCCCGGGCCCGGCCCGCCCCCGCCGCCCCCGCUGGUGCGCACCGCGUCGCUCGAGCUGCAGGGCUGGGCGCACGUGCUGCGCAGCGACGCCUGCGCGCUGCCCGCGCUCGAGCUGUCGCUGCAGCUGCAGCUGGACGCCGGCGCCGGCGCCGACGCCGACCUGGACGCCUUCUUCGCGGCGCUCGCCGCCAACGAGUCGGUGCGCGCGGUGCGCGUGUCGUCGCUGCUGGGCCACGAGCCGGGCGCCGCCGGCGGGGGCGCCGCAGCCGCCGCGGAGCUGGCGCGCCUCGCCGGACACGUGCGCGCCACGCUGGCCAAGCCGCGGCUCGCCGCCUUCGAGCUGGCCAUCACCUGCCUGGAGGACAGCGCGCACGACAGGUUCCAGCCGCUGGUGGACGCGCUGUGCACGGGCCUGGAGGUGGACGCAAGCCCCUCGCUGUCGAAGCUGGUGCUGGACCUGAACAUGGGCACGCGCCAGGUGGCGCAGCUGUGCGCGGCACUGCGGCGUGCGCCGCAGGUGUCGGUGCUGCAGCUGCCGCACCUGGUGUGCGGCCGCGAGGGCCUGCGGGCCGUGGCGGCGCUGGUGCGCGCGCGCCCCCUGCUGGCGCUCAGCCUCGCCGGGUCGUGGGGCGCCGCGCAGCGCCGCUGCGACGACCCGCCCUCCUCCUCCGGCGUCAGCCUGGGUGAGUGCGGGGGCGGGGGCGGGGGCACCAGCGCGAACUGCAGCGGUCGUCGCUUCCCGUUACUUCAGUCUUUCCUACAACCAAAGUACACAGCCGGCGGCUGCUACUACUUCUCGUCGCUGCCGCGCGGCGCCAUGGCGGCCUACUCGUCGAGCCUGGGCCGGCACGCGGCCACGCUGCCGCGCCAGCCGCUCGCGCUGUCGCUGUCCGGCUCGGCGGCCGGCUGGCCGGACGAGUGCAAGCGCAACUCGGACUCGGUGCUGUGCGGCCGGCUGCUGCAGCCGGCGCCCGCCUGCGACGCCGCGCACCACGCCGCCGCCUCCGGCUUCCACCACGUGUUCGAGGCGGCGCGCGACCCCGGCUGCCAGCUGCGCAGCCUCAACGUCAGCAAGUGUCUGCUCGGCACCGAGGACGCCCUCUGCCUCGGCGAGACCGUGCGGCGGUCGCGCAGCCUGGCCGCGCUGCGGCUGGAGGGGGCGGCGCGGCUGGGGGAGGUGCUGCCGGCGCUGCUGGGGCUGGCGGACAGCGCCUCGCUGCAGCUGCUCGACCUGGGCUCGCAGCGGCUCUGCCUCGACGACGGCGCCGCGCAGCUCGUGUGCCAGGCGCUCGCCCGCAACUCGACGCUGCGCCUGCUCAGCCUCGACGGCUGGACCUUCCGCACCGAGGAGGAGGGCUCGCUGGCGGCGCUGGUGUCUCUGCUGUGCGCGACGGGCGUGCGCGACCUGGCACUGCGCGGCUGCCGCCUGCAGCUGGCGGUGCACGAGGGACCGUUGGCGGCGGGGGCCGGCCCCGGAGGGCGCGGCCGCCGCGCCGGCGCCGCCACCGCCGCCCACCUGCUCGCCGCGCUGCCGCCCUUCACCUGCGCCGCCGUCCUCUUCCUGCGGCUCGCCGCCUUCCAGGUGACGGUGAACGACCGUCCGGCCCUCCGCGGCCCUCUGCUCCUGCCGUUCCUGCGAGGCUUCACGCACCUCAGCGACCUGGACCUGAGCCUGGAGAAGAGCAGCGUCUCCGGGACGGGCGUGCCGCUGACUGUCGACGACAAGGCACUGGUGGCCUUCUUCCAGACGCUGUCGGCCAGCUUCCGGACGCUGCAGAGCCUGCGAAUGAGCCACUGGCGGCUGAGCCUGGAGGACGCGGAGCGAACGCUGCGCUGCGUGGGGCGCGCGCUCAAGGCGUGCUCGCUGAGCCACCUGCAGGUGGACGGGCUGCGCGCAGCCGACGUGGCGUGCCGCGCGCCCGCCGAGCACCUGUUCCUGCAGGCGGUGGUGGCCAACCUCAGCUACCUGAGCUGGCUGAGCGCCGCGGGGGUGCCGCUGAGCCAGGCGCAGGCGGCGGCGCUGGGCCGUUGCGUGCGCGACCGCUUCCCCGGCACGGCGCUGCAGCUGAGCGUCAGGGACAUGGAGGCGGCGGCGGCGAAGGCGCUGGUGGCGGCGCUGCGCGACGGCGGCCGCCUCGAGGUGUCCUUCCUGGCCGGCGCCGGCCCCGGCUGCGAGCUGCGCGUCCAGCGGGUGGCCAAGAACCCCAGGCUCCGCGUCAAGCUGCGCCGCUUCACCAGCCUCAAGGAGUGAGCCUCACCCCACAUCGACUGGCGCCUCUGGAUUUCCCGACCAAAUCCUGCCACAACAGCUACACGGUUAAAUCUUUUGGAUGUCUGUGCACUUUAAUAUUAUUGAUAGCAAAACCGUAAAUAUUAUUGUGUUUUUCAGAAGCUAGUUUUCAACUUCAGACUCUGUGACAUUCUCGUGAGUCCAAAUGUUACGAAUUAACUGAAUGGAGCGGUCUAACAAAAGUUUUAAAUGCAUGUUUAAAGGACUUUUCUUCUUCAGAAUACAACAAAAAAUUCUACAGCGGAUUACACCAGUACAAUUCAAACUUUCCAAACUAAAGCGUUGUAAGAAAAAUUUGACUCGCAUUUUAUUUCCCCUACAUUGCACCAUACAUUGGAAAAGAACCGCUGACUAUCUCAAGUAAUCGUGUACUGAAAACUGUUAACAUUACGGUAUUAAUACUAUUUUGGUAAUAUUUCUCAGUCAAUGUCAGAGUAGUAUUUGUGGUAAAGUAUCACUGCAGUUCUGGAAUGAGAAAUUGUGAUGUUAACUAGUUGAGUCAAGUUGCUCGUCCUGCUAGAAUCCGUUCAUUGAGGAAAUGGUGAGGUACAGCCAUAAUUUUAUUGAAGGAACACUAUGUCUGUAUUACGUAUUUGCUUCAGGGAUUGAAAUAAAUCUUUGUGUCCAUGCGAAAUGUGAAAUUUUAACGUAUACAUCAUGUCCGUGAAUUAAAUAGUGUUGUAGUAUUGCAUACUGUCAGUUGUGGACAGUGUCAGAUGUUUCCUUUCCUCGUGACAUUUUGACAUUUUCAUAAUCCUACAAUGCGAUAUUAUCUCGGCUGAGAACAGAAACAAGCAUAUUUUGCUCAUAUUUCAGCUUCUUCUGCCAUUGAUAGUCUGUAACUUUGGAUUUCAGUCUGGUGAACAAAUAUGUUCACUUUUAUUGUAAUCCAGUUUUUUCCACAAUCCAAUUUUUCAAUCAGAAAAGUUGGUCUGUGCAUGAAUAGCCAUUGUUACACUAGCACCAAACGUUAUCCUUUGCUUAACUACAGUUGGUAACCUUUUAAAAAACUUUUUUUGUAACUCACACUGGUAGUACACGAAGAUUGUACUGAGAUUUUCCACAGGAAAUGUCACUCAGUCAGUAUUUCUACAAUUCUUGAGAGAAUAUCAUAUUAAUACAUCUUAUAACGUGAAUUGUUUGAAGUAUUGAAAGUCAAAAUAACCAUAGAAAGACCUCUUCAUAUUUACCAAGCAAGUGUUAUUUCACUACCAGAAGUACAUUAUGAAUGCUUUCCUUGUAACUUCGACGAUUCAAAGAUACAUGCCGCACCAUUUAGUUUACUAUUGAUGAAAUAAGGGCUAAUAAAAGUAUCCCAUAUCAGAUAUCAAUCCUCCAUCGACACUGAUGUUCCAUAUCUCGGCCACCGCGAGUUUACAGUGGACCAACAGUGAAUGUUCUUUGUGUCUGCCUGUGCGUUUUAGAAGAAAUAUUCAUUGAUAAAAAGAACAUCACAGAAGUUAUAGUUAGCGAAUAUUUGGGCUGAGCGCACUGACAGAUCUGUACAUGAUGCAGGUAAUGAUUCUCGUCCAAUUCCUGGUGUAAAUGUACAUGAAAACAGAAGAACAUGUUGCACACGUGCCAUGUACGCUCGCUUUAGGAAUGCGAUAUCAUGUGCCGUGUGUCUACGUGUGGAUUCAUGGCGACAGAAAGGUGAAGCGCAGCUUCACUGGCUUCGACUGUGCGAUUUCUAUGAUGACUGCGUUGCCUCCCGUUGAACCUUCACACUUCCUGAAGCAGCAAUAGUUGGGUUCCAUCAGGAAGGUAUCUUUUUUAUCAGGAUAUCGUUCUGAGUAGAGUUCCUUUGUCAGAGUAGUAUCACGCCUACCUUCAAGCAAAAGUGAAGGAAAGUAAUGGUGACACAGUUUUAAAUCAAUAAUGUGCACAACAUAUUGUUUAAGUGUACUACAAGCAUCCAUAUAGUAAACAAGAAAACAUUGUUGUAAUAACUGUUCUGCCAAUGCAGUUCUGUUUCAUAGGUAAGUACCAUCUUUUCUCCGUUGUUUCCACACAAAUCUUCAACAGAAGAUGUCUGAGGGAAUGACUGGCGUCCAUUUUCCUUGUGUUUCCAUUUUUUUUUACUGUCAACUCCACCUGGCGGCGGGUUACAUCAGCCUGGGUGGCUACACUGUGUACCACUACUGCAGAGUCAAAGUCAGUUUAGUACAGCAACCUCAGUCAGUUUUGUGUUUUGUAUUUAACUCCCUCAUGUUUACAUGAACGGUACAUUAUAAGACGUUUUUGAACAGGUUUUAUGCAGAGAAAGUGGAUUACCAAAUAAGGGAUACCAGAUGUUAUUUAAAAUAAAUAUAAUAUCUUGAUAACGAAUAAAGCUACACAAAAGGCAAUGAUGUUGGUUGAUGUCGUCCUGAUAGAUAAACAAUUGAAUGACACAAUUUUUUUGUUUUAUUUGUGGACAAAAAGUUGUUUGUGAUGGUCAAUAUAAAUUGGACACGCAAUAUAACAACAUUCUUGUACUGAACGUGCAGAUGUUGUUCUAUACCAUUGCACUGAUAAGGCAAAAAUAUACGUGCAAGUUCUUUUCAAAUCAGCCGGUCUUUUAUUAAAACUAUCAUAGAAAAAUCGCUAUGUUAUGGUUCUACUAAGGUAAAAUUUAACGAUAUAGCAUCACAAAUGUGAAGGUUUAUUGUGUACUCUAUUCAAUAGUUAUGGCGCUGAAGAUUACCUCAGUUGUUUACUAACUCACUUGUCUUCUUACAUGCAACUCAUUCAAAAUUCACUGUUAAUCUUUGAGAGACUAUCAUUUUUUACAUGUUCUGCAGCUAUAAUUUUUGGCUGUAAUUGGAAGAAUAUCUGGACAAACUCGAGUAUUUGACUGUCGUAACAGCUCUGUCAUACAGGCAAAGUGAUAAAGUUAUAUAAAAACGAUAUUAAAAGUAUAACAUAAGCUGCUGAUACAACACAUCUUUUUAUUGUGGUAAAGGCAUUUCUUCCCAGAAAACUAAGACAAAAGAACAUUCCUCAUUACUCUACAUGUUCCGAUUUCUUUGGUAUUACAGACAGAGUACUUCAAAUGCUGCUUUGCUCCUUUGUGAUACGUUAAGAGAAAGGUUAAGCUGGUUUAUCAAAAUUUGUGCUCCCUGACCAUAAAAACACGUUUUCACAAGUAGAAUUACCAUCACACCAUUAUUUAAAAAAAUGUGUUCUGCUUCGAUCCUUGGACUUACUGAUUGCUUUCACUUUGUACUAAUUUAACUACUAGAAAUUUAGACAUCUGAGAGACAAACUGUUAUUGUGAUCAUCGUUGUGUGACUCCUAAUAGACAAACUGAGAUGGUACUUCUGGAAAGGAGACAAUGCGCAUUGUAGGAUUAAUAUGUUGUGAAUGUAUAAAUAAAUGUAAUUUAUAUCAGGUUUUGGAAAAGCACAAAUAUAAAUUUUAUAAAUGUGUGAAUUAGCAAGAAUUACAAAGUUUUAUUGUUCUACAUGGUGCUAUGUGUGAAAAAUGUGUGUUUAAAAAUGUUCUAUUCAGUAGAAACUGUUUCAUAAGAGGAUGUUAUUUUAAAUAAAUUAGUCUUCAGCAUUUUGCACUGCAGAACCUUGCAGUCAUGCUAUGUCUAAUGGAAAUUCCAGACAUGUAUUUUGAAAAGGAUACUCAAGUGUCGAAUAUCACAUAAUAGUAGUUUACGCUGCAGAAUGAUAGAUGUUUCCAUAACAGAUUUCUAAGAAAAGUGUGUUUACAACAUCCUGAAAUAUUUGAUACAUUUACUCUGGUAUUGUUAUUGCACACUUAAUUAAAUAUCUAUCUGCUGUAUUAUUCUCACGUUGUCAUACAUGGGAUUCAUUAAGUUUUAUAUAUGUACUGAGCAACAUAAAAGAAAGACAAAAAUAAAACAAAAAAAUAUGGGAAUGAAUGAUGUUGACAGAUUACAUAUAUGUUUUGUAUUAUUGUUAUUGGAAGAAAGUUGCAGUAAGUGAGUGCCCUACAACGGCUUUACAUGCUAAGUUUGCCAUUGAUAUCUCUGAUGUAAAAAAAUAUUUAUAUAAUUUCUAACAAUUGUACUACUUAUCUGCGUUUAAGUGGGAAGAUAGGUUUUAUUUAGAAAUAUUUAAUACAAAUUUGUUAAUGUGACACAAAUAUUUAUUUCAAAAUAAAUAAUUUUCAUCAGACAA